AAGGAGCUGGUGAAAAAAGGCGAACUUGCUUUCAAUUGUCCAAGCCUAACGUCAUGGAAAUAGUUACUUUGUUGAAGCGCGCACAGGAAUAAACCCAAAGAAACAAUACUGAGCCGUGAUGUGUGUUGAUGCUCUGUAGAAGGAGAUUCUUUAGUUGCUGAUUUCUUUUCUUUUUGUUGUUGGUUGAAUUCAAAGGAUCGACUGGAGAUGCGCAGGAACCUGUUUACAAGGAAAACGCAGCAAGUUUCAGUCUGAGGGAACGCGGAGCGGGCUCACGAUGCACAGCGAUACCAUUACUCAUCCCUCUGUUUUUCCUCACGUCAGGACACUUUGUCUUAAAGAUAUGUCCAUGAAGGAUCAUUUCUGAGUCUACGUAAUGAGGAAAAAAGUGUCCAAAAAGUGAACAAGGCGAGGUUGUAGUCGGGUUCUGAGGAUUAAAACCACCGUCGGGGCUGUUGGAGGAGCUCUUUGGUGAAACCAGUUUAGUUUUUUGAAGCUGUUGUGUUUGUGAUGACAAAGAAGUAAGAGAGUCAAUCUGUUAUGUGGAAGUUAAUGUGUUAUAGAGUAUUUAUAGCCUAACGUUAUUGGCCUACGUUUAAGCAGAAUAGGCUACACAGUAAGACAAUGGAGCGAUAUAGCCUCAAUUGGCUGAGGAUGCUAGUAGUCACAGAAGGUAUAUUUUAGACUUUGUUUUGGCCUAAUAGUUUUACGUAACUGACUUCUCCUGUUUAUUAGCCUAAGUGUCAGACAGCCUUGUAUUACAUUUACGUAAGUCCUACUGUGCCAAUGCACACCUGAUCCAACAGCUGCCAUGUAAUUUGAGAUGAGUUUAAAUAUUACAGUAAGCCAGUGUCAGAUGUUUCCAACACAGCAUGCAUCAAGGCAGUAGCAUCACUAUAAUCUAGGCACUAUGUGCAUGUAGAUUGUUCUUGCUUUAGGACUCACUGGAGUAUCAAGAUGUCAGUGAAAGCCAAAGCAAUCUACACUUUUCAAAGUGAAAACAAAGAGGAGAUCAGCAUCCAGGAGAAUGAGGAACUGGUUAUCUUUGACAAGAACUCUGUGGACGGCUGGUUUAAGGGGGAGAACAGCCGAGGGGAGAAAGGUCUCUUCCCUGCGUCCUAUGUGGAAAUUAUUCGCAGUCGUUCGAACUCUAACGUGACUGACUGCUCCAUUAGCCCGGCAGGAUCUUUAGGGAACGACUCCUCCUAUUUCCCCUCGACCCCAAACACCUCCCUGCAUUUGCAGCAGAGUUACUAUGACGACGACGAUGAUGACUGGGACGACUGGGAUGACAGGUCGACAGUGGUGGACGAUGCUGACCCCAGUAGGAGCCCCGGGGCCAAUGGACAUUCCCAUCAGAGCCCACUGUCAUACAACCCCAAUGUGCACUACCGGGCCAAACCACACAUGGAGAGACAGGACAGCAUCUCCAGCUCGAGGAAAGGCAGCAUGGUGGGCAGGAACUUGAACAGAUUUUCCAGCUUUGUCCGCUCAGGGGUGGAAGCGUUUGUGUUGGGUGAUGUGCCCAUGAUGGCAAAGAUAGCGGAGUCGUACACCAUCGAGAUGGGUCCCAUGGGGCCCCUGUGGAAGGAGAGCCCACAGCCUUUCUCCUGCUCCAUUGAAGACCCCACAAAACAGACAAAGUUCAAAGGAAUCAAGACGUACAUUUCAUACAGGGUCACACCAAGCCACACGGGGCGUCCCGUCUACAGGCGCUACAAACACUUUGACUGGCUGUACAACCGCUUACUGCACAAGUUCACUGUGAUCUCCGUGCCUCACCUGCCUGAGAAGCAGGCCACGGGGCGAUUUGAGGAAGACUUCAUCGAGAAGCGCAAGAGGCGACUGAUACUGUGGAUGAACCACAUGACCAGUCACCCAGUCCUCUCCCAGUAUGAAGGCUUUGAGCACUUUCUGAUGUGUGCUGAUGACAAGCAGUGGAAACUGGGCAAGAGACGGGCGGAGAAGGACGAGAUGGUGGGUGCCCAUUUCAUGCUGACCCUCCAGAUCCCUAAUGAGCACCAGGACCUGCAGGAUGUAGAGGAGCGGAUCGACACCUUUAAGAACUUUGCUAAGAAAAUGGAUGACAGUGUGAUGCAGCUCACACAUGUUGCCUCGGAGCUGGUGCGUAAGCACCUGGGUGGAUUCAGGAAGGAGUUCCAGCGGCUAGGUAAUUCAUUCCAGUCCAUCAGCCAGGCUUUCAUGCUGGACCCUCCCCACAGCUCAGAGGCCCUCAACAAAGCAAUCUCCCAUACAGGCCGCACAUAUGAGAACAUUGGAGAGAUGUUUGCAGAGCAACCUAAGUAUGACCUCUUCCAUAUGCUGGACAAGCUGUCGCUCUAUCAAGGCCUGCUCGCCAACUUCCCCGACAUUAUUCAUCUACAGAAAGGUGCCUUUGCCAAGGUGAAGGAGAGCCAGCGGAUGAGUGACGAGGGAAAGAUGGACCAGGACGAGGCAGACGGCAUUAGGAAACGCUGCCGGACGGUUGGGUUCGCCCUCCAGGCAGAGAUGAGCCAUUUCCAUCACCAGCGAGAGGUGGACUUCAAAGACAUGAUGCAGGCCUACCUCACGGAGCAGAUAGCCUUUUACCAACGUGUUGUCCAGCAACUGGAGCGCACCCUGCGCAUGUACGACUGUCUGUAAAGGCACCGAACUGCUGCCUUGUUCAAGAUGCCAUAAAAACACAGACCAGGAUGAUCCAAGAGUCGACUCUUUUAUCAUGGCAUGUGUCUUGGCGUUUGGUUCAGUUUGAAAAGACUUGCAGAUGAAUUAAGCAAUGGUAACUGGAAAGCCCGUGCAAAGCUUGUCAGUCUUUCACUUUGGAUUCAAAGUCACAUUUUUUUCAAAAACCUACUGUACCUUUUUAUUUCUGAAAUACGUAUCACAUAGGCAAUGCCACAGACAUAAUUUAAGGUAUUUGUAACAUUAAAAUAAGAAUAUAGGUUUCAGAAUCAGAGAAAAUCUGUAGUUUGUUCUUCUGUAAUAUGAAACGGGUUCUGUUUUGAAAUUGUCCCCUUCUCUCUAAUACAUCAUGCACUUUGCCUUCUCCUGGGACGGAUUCAAGUUGCCUCCAAUAUGAACAUUUUUAGAAUAAACCCACAAUAUUUUGGUUUAUCUACCUACAUCCCAUAAACAUUCCAACGAUUCUUUAAAACAGCAUUUUAGGAUUUUUAUUGAAUUCACUGAUUUUUUUCAUCAGACCAUGAAAAGAUAGUAUUUCUGGUGGAACAAGUGCACUGAAUACUGAAGUGGAAUUUCCCCAUCAUCUUGUUAAGUGCUAAUCUUGCUCAGGUGUUCACUGCUUUGAAAUUGAUAUCAGUUUCUCUGGUAUCUCUUAGUACAACUCACCGAUGUCUAUCUUCACCUUGCACCAUGUGGAAGAUUUACGCAUACCAUGUAAUUCAGCUUUGUAAUGUCAUUUUCAUACAGUGAGUGCCUUUUAAGGAGGCAUGGAACAUUCUUAACUGGACCAUUUGUUUGUAGCAUGGCUUGUGUCAUAUAGGGGAAAUUAUUUUGAAUGACAUGCAAUUAGGAACAAGUUUGCACAUGUUUUUAUACACUAGGGGGUCAUAGUGUGGAGGGUGUGUUUAUGUGUGGGUGAGCGAGUAAAAUGAGUCUAGAGAACUACUGUGCUGAUCAAUUUCCCUUUUUUCACAGUGGAAAAUAAUAACAACGGAUAUAGCAGCCAGCUGGUAAAUGUAGUGAGAUAGUUGAAGUGUAUUAACUGGUUGUGUGAGGCGGUACGUUAACAUUAUUUGUAUUAAAUCAUUUAGCUGACACAAGACCAAAUUGUUCCUGUUACUAGAGUUCUGGUUUAAUGUAGUCCGAGU
This is a messenger RNA of Etheostoma cragini (Arkansas darter), 3830 nucleotides long. It is a transcript of the gene snx33, whose product is annotated as sorting nexin 33. The record is from RefSeq and is a predicted model, not a curated record. Gene Ontology annotation, cellular component: cytoplasmic vesicle; plasma membrane. Gene Ontology annotation, biological process: cleavage furrow formation; protein transport; endosomal transport. Gene Ontology annotation, molecular function: phosphatidylinositol binding; protein binding. NCBI's taxonomy places the organism in Eukaryota, Metazoa, Chordata, Actinopteri, Perciformes, Percidae. The coding region runs from base 958 to 2643 and encodes 561 amino acids. The transcript is spliced from 2 exons.